AUGGUUUAUUUAGCCCCAUGUUCUGGGUUCACGGGAGGAGGCCUCGGCGGCAGCGGGCUAAGCGGGCGGGGCCCUGGUGGAGGCGUCGGCGGAGGAGGUGGAGGCGGCCUGGGCCACGAGCAGGAGGAGGAUUACCGCUACGAGGUGCUGACGGCCGAGCAGAUCCUGCAGCACAUGGUGGAGUGCAUCCGAGAGGUCAACGAGGUCAUCCAGAAUCCGGCCACCAUCACCAGGAUACUCCUCAGCCAUUUCAACUGGGAUAAAGAAAAACUGAUGGAGAGGUACUUUGAUGGCAACCUGGAGAAGCUCUUUGCGGAAUGUCACGUCAUUAAUCCUAGUAAAAAGUCUCGAACACGUCAGAUGAACACCAGAUCAUCUGCCCAGGACAUGCCGUGUCAGAUCUGCUAUCUCAACUAUCCGAAUUCGUAUUUCACUGGCUUGGAGUGUGGACAUAAGUUUUGCAUGCAGUGCUGGAGUGAAUAUUUAACUACCAAAAUAAUGGAGGAGGGCAUGGGACAGAAUUCGGCUCAUCUCCUGGAACAAGGUUUUCUGAAUGGAAUAUUAUCUUUCUCUUCUCUUUGUAGGCGCCUGAUCACAGAUUCAAAAGUUAAAUUAAAGUACCAGCAUUUAAUAACUAAUAGUUUUGUAGAGUGCAAUCGACUGUUAAAAUGGUGUCCUGCUCCAGAUUGCCACCAUGUUGUCAAAGUACAAUAUCCUGAUGCUAAGCCUGUUCGCUGUAAAUGUGGCCGGCAGUUUUGUUUUAACUGUGGCGAAAACUGGCAUGAUCCUGUUAAAUGCAAGGAGUGUCCCAAAUGCCACGUGACUAUCGAAAAAGAUGGCGGCUGCAACCACAUGGUCUGUCGGAACCAGAAUUGUAAAGCAGAGUUUUGCUGGGUGUGUCUCGGCCCGUGGGAGCCGCAUGGAUCUGCCUGGUACAACUGCAACCGCUACAACGAAGAUGAUGCCAAGGCAGCAAGAGAUGCCCAAGAGCGCUCCAGAGCCGCCCUUCAGAGGUACCUCUUCUACUGCAACCGUUACAUGAACCACAUGCAGAGCCUGCGCUUUGAGCACAAACUCUACGCCCAAGUCAAGCAGAAGAUGGAGGAGAUGCAGCAGCACAACAUGUCCUGGAUCGAAGUCCAGUUCCUGAAGAAAGCGGUCGACGUCCUCUGCCAAUGCCGUGCCACGCUCAUGUACACCUACGUCUUUGCCUUCUACCUCAAAAAGAAUAACCAAUCCAUUAUCUUUGAGAAUAAUCAAGCAGACUUGGAAAAUGCUACCGAAGUCCUUUCUGGGUAUCUGGAACGAGAUAUAUCUCAAGACUCACUGCAGGAUAUAAAGCAGAAAGUGCAAGAUAAAUACAG
This is a messenger RNA of Thamnophis sirtalis, 1364 nucleotides long. The record is from RefSeq and is a predicted model, not a curated record. Lineage: Eukaryota; Metazoa; Chordata; Lepidosauria; Squamata; Natricidae.